This is a messenger RNA of Bicyclus anynana (squinting bush brown), 6160 nucleotides long. Its product is annotated as pyridoxal-dependent decarboxylase domain-containing protein 1. The coding region runs from base 104 to 2290 and encodes 728 amino acids. Lineage: Eukaryota; Metazoa; Arthropoda; Insecta; Lepidoptera; Nymphalidae. The transcript is spliced from 11 exons. Gene Ontology annotation, cellular component: intracellular membrane-bounded organelle. The record is from RefSeq and is a predicted model, not a curated record.
AAACGUCAAACUCUAUGAUGACCAUAAAGUGUCAAAACAUUGGAGUGACGUUUACAAAUUCUCGUCCGGUGUCGUAAAUAUACGAAAAAAUUCGCCACGCACCAUGGAAGAUCCACCGGCUUCCGAAAUGGACUCCAAGAACCCGAACGCCGAAGACGAGGACCGGCGACCUUUCGGAGGCCUGGAGUUCCAAGUUUCCGAGGUGGUCGGUAGACUAGAAGCCGUAGUGAACGCCCAGGAUGGCGUAACGAACACCCAGGAGAGCGUAAUCGACGCCCAAGACUCCGCAGCGAACUACCCAGAAUUUUUUGAGUCCAGCAACAAGGAACCGCCUAAAGAGAUCCCCAGUGACUUAGAGUUGGAUGAAACGCCUAUGGACGAGAUAUUGAAAGUCUUAGAAGACAUAGUGAUGAAGACGGACCCGAACUGCGAGAGCCUGGAGCCGCCGCUGUUGCCGACGGACGCCGUGACGCGCGCCGCGAUCCUGUCGCACAGCAUCUCCGCGCUGUUCGCGCGGCUGGAGCGCGGCCACGCCGCCAAGCUGGGCGGCUACAUCGCCAGCGAGACCACGCGCUGGAUGUCGUAUCUGUUUAGAUUAGAAGACUACAACGCGUAUUACCACCAGGAGCAGCUGGAGGGGCUGGUGCGCGUCACCAAGAUGUUGCUGCACCACAAGUACCCGCGCUACUUGGAGGACGGAGCGCUCGCGUUCGCCAACCGCCUGCCGUGCAUCUACAGCUGCGUGGCCAGCCCGCUGGGCGUGGUGCAGCACCUGUGCCGCCAGCUGGGCCUGCCGCUGGCCUGCGUGCGCCCCGUGCCCGCGGACGCGGCCGGCCGCACCGAUGUGCCGGCGCUGGAGCGGCUGUGCGCCGAGGACGCGCGCGCGGGCCGGGCGCCGCUGCUGGUGCUGGGCGAGGCGGGCGCGCCGCCGCUGGGCCGCGGCGAGCCGCUGCGCGCGCUGGCCCGCGCCUGCGCCGCGCUGCAGCUGCACCUGCACGUGCGCGGACACGCGCUGGCGCUGCCCGCCGCGCUGCCCCGCGGACAGACGCACAGCAUAGCGGACUCGCUGACGCUGACGCCGGGCCCGUGGUUCGGCGUGCCGGGCCUGCCCACCGUCACAUUUUACAAAAUACCAGAAACAGUCACCGCGAAUGAUCACUCCAAAGGAGUUAAUCCGGCGGGCAGCCGGGAGAGCGCGCUGGCGGCGCUGGCGGGGCUGACGGCGGGCGCGGCGCGACUGGCGGCGCUGCCGCUGUGGACGUGCGCGCGCGCGGCCGGCGAGCAGCGACUCACGCGCCGCAUCGUCGGCGCCUUCCGCUCCGCGCGGGCGGCGCGCGCGCUCGUCGCCAGCGCCGACCUGCGCCUGCUGAGCGAGCCGCCGGGCGGCGACGAACCUCCCAACGUGGACAUCGUAGACGCGAUGUCGCAGGCGUCCGCGUGCGUCGUGUUCCAGUUCGCGCCGGCCGACUGCGGCGCGCGCGUGCCGCCCUACUACGACAAGCUCAACUCGUGGCUGGGCCAGGUGCUGCAGCGCGAGCCCGACAUGAUGAGCGUGGAGGUGUGCGAGACGGAGGCGCACGGCGCGGCGCUGCGCUACUGCCCGCUGGAGGGCGCGGCGGGGGGGGCGGGCGCGGACGAGGCGGGCGCGGCGUGGGCGGGCGCGCUGGAGGCGCAGCUGCACGUGCUGCGCGCGACGGUGGCGCUGCGCGAGCCGUUCCGGCGCUCGGUGCGCGCGCACCCGCGGCUGGCGCUGGCGCGCGUGCCGGGCUGGGCGGGGCUGGGCGGCGUGCGCUACGAGCCGGCGGGCUGGGCGCGGGCGCCGCGCGCGCAGCAGGACGCGCUGCAGCGCUCGCUGGUGGGCGCGCUGCGGGCGGCCGACGGCGCGUUCUCGUGCGGCGCGGCGGACGACGGGCGCGCGUGCGUGCGCUUCGGCAUGGUGACGGCCGACACGGACGUGGACGAGCUGCUGGCGCUGGUGGCGGACGCGGGCCGCGCGGCCGAGGCGGGCGCGCGCGCGCUGGACGAUAUGACGGCGCUGGUGAAGCGCGGCAUCUCGGCGGCGCAGGAGGAGCUGGCGCGCGCCGCGGAUGAGGGGCUGCUGCGGCGCGUGCCCGUGGUGGGGCGCGUGGUGGCGUGGUGGGCGCCGCCCGCGCCGCCCGCCGGCCGCCGCCUGCUGCUGGCCGACGGCUCGCUGCAGACCACCGAGGACAUCUACAGACGAGUUCAGAAGAAAGAGGAGGAGCCGCCGCGCGCACACUCGCCGUCGCGUGCGCCGCCCGACGACCAGUAGCGGCCGCGCGAUACGCGCCCUCACCGCACAGGACAGUAGCGCUACAGCAGCAGGCACUGCACACGGGACGAGUGCUCACUACAAACAACCUUACAGCACAGACAAUAAAGUCUACAUCAGAGAUAGCUGCGAGAAUAAUCUACCGACACAAGUAAUACACCAGCGAAUGAGAUCGCAUCAAACCAUAAACACCCUUAUAUCAAAACAGUUAAAGUCUACAGUUGCACAAGAAGUGCUACAAACGUUGCAUUACGCAUGCCUCGACGUUAUUGCGGCGGAGUAAGGUUUCAAUUCCUUUGGAACAUAUAAAAUGUUUAUAGUUCACGUGUAGUGCGACACAAAAUAGAAAAUAAAUGAGGGCGCUGCGGUCACUUGAUGUCGCUCGUAUGUACCCUGUGUUGUGCCUCCACUUGGGAUUGCGCCUACUUUGGUACUUGAUAAUAAUUGAUAAUAUUUUGUUCUAUGUGUAGGUAAUAUUAUGUUGUUAUUAUAAAUAAGAUCAUCUAUUGAAAAUAAUAUUAUUAUCUAAUAUAAAUAUAUUUGGAAAAAGAUAGUAUCAUGUGUUAUGAUAACUAAGACAACCGAUUUUAUUAUUAACAUUUAUUAUUUAAAUAAAUUCAAAAAGUCAAUCUCAUUUAAAUAUUAAUUAUAAUUCGUCUGGUAAUUAUUCGAAUUUCCAUUAAGAUUGAAAUAAUCUGAUACAAGUAUCAAUAAUUAUUGGUUGCUCUAUAAUGACAGUUAAUGUGGUGUUGCCACACACGAGUUUGUUAGUUCCAUAUUUAUUUACUAUUUUAUAUCGCACUACACAUUGUGUAUGAAUGCUAGCACAGCAUAGCAAUAAACUGUAUAUAGUAAUUAUAUAAUCUGUUUAACGUUUAAAACCUUUGUGAAUUAGAGAUAAAUUAUAAAAACCCGCCAAUCCAUAUUACGGCAGCGUGGCAGGUCUAAGCUACAAAUACCGCAUCUGAUAGCUGUCCGCUGCAGGGAGCCAUUUCAAUUAUAAAUAUAAAUAAUAAUAAUAAUUAAUUACACAUUACUCGUAGGUGCUUCACGUGAAGGAGCUCGUGACUAUUAAUUUUUUAAUUAUUUAAUUACAUCAUAUUUCAGUUGCAUACGAGAAUUAUUAAUAAAAAAAUUAAUUUCUGCUAAAUAAUAAUGCGUAAUAUUCUAAAAUAGAUACUUUUAGAAACUUUAUAUACAAUAAUUAUAAAGAUAUAGUUUGUCUAUUUCAGGAAGACGGUCCUGCUCCCAAUUUAGUAGUAUCGUGAACACAUUCGAACAGACACAUUGUAUAUAGUAAUACAGGCUGAUUCGUGUGAUAUCGCAACCCAUUUACUAAUAAACCGUUUAGCAACAGACAGAUGAUAAUAUACUCAGAGGCACAAUUAUCCGCCCACUUCAAUAUGACGCGAGUUUUUCAAAGUGGGCGGAUAAUUGUGCCUCUGAGUAUAUGUAAACAUGUUUCUGCUUUGCCUGCGCUCCUUCAGUUUCUGUCCAACAGUUCGCCUGUAGCUGUACCGCAACAGAAUAGAAGCGUCUUCCUGAAAUAGAAUAUCGACCCGUCGGAGGAAUGUUCAAACGUGCACAAUAACAAACAAACACACAUACAAGCAACUGUUGUGAAAUAUUGCUGUACAUAUUUAGCUUUUGUAUCAUAGCGUAGUGUGCGUCGGCGCAGUCGCUCACGCCGACGUGAAGGUUUGAGCGCCUGCCACAGCCACACAUGCCGCAUCUCGUGAUGCCGGAACGUCACGUCAGCUGCUCCUGACAGAGUAGGUAAGUCCGGAGACUGGCGCGUGGUGACUUUGGAAGGUAACAAGUUUCGAACAUUCAGACCGUCGACCGUCAAAGUGCAAUGCAUAUUUUUAUUUUGUGCAAUAAAGUGUAUAUAAAGAAAUAAAAUAAUAGAUAGAUAUUUCGUAUAAUAUCAAAAAAUUACGUUCCAUAUAUGGACAAUUGAAGACCUGUACCUUCCAAAACUACCACAGCCUUUGGACUGCCGAAUAUGGAGUUAGUAUGUACGAGCACACACUCUGUAUGAUGUGGCACGUGUGGCUGCGGCAGGCUCUAUAAUGAGAAGUAUUUCAUGUAAGUACUGCCUCCAUUAUUAAUAUUAUUGUAUUCGAUAUAAAUUAAUUAUAGUAUUUUUAACUGACUUCGAAAAUGAACGAGGUCCCUCAUCUGACAAUCUUAAAUUCAGUUUUCAUAAUUGAUUAAAUAGACAAAAGCCUGUGAGAUUUAUUCGUUGCGAUAUGUUACGACCGCGUCACCUGAUGGUAAGUGUCGGCGAAUGCGGACUUUUAAAACCGAUAUCCGAAAGAAAGCAGACAUCCUUUGACAUUUUUUAACCGACUUCCAAAAAGGAGGAGGUUCUAGGUUCGGUUGUAUGUAUGUUUUUUUUUUCAACUUAUCAUUUUAAUUUCAUUCCAUUAUGUGUCACAUAUUGUAUUUUAAUUAGAAUUGUAAGUUAAUUAUUGACACAUGGCGCCUGCACAUAUUCACACUGUGCUCGUUCGUGUUUAUGAAUAAUGGAUUGAUAUUUUUAGCUUUUUUUUUAUUGUUAAUAAUUGAAGUAUUUUUUUUAUUUAAUGACUGACACAAUACGACAAUAAUCCAACGCGGAUUCGAACCCACAACUUUUCGGUGUCGAGUCCAGCUUCCACCGUGAAACACGUUGAGGCUUAGCCGCAGCUGAAACGUAGCACUGUUUGAAGUUUCAUGGAAAGGUUCUGUUUGUACGACUUGUAUACAAUAUUAAAUGACAGCAGGAAACAGAAAGAUAGUUACCGUGGCUAGUUACCACCCUACCGACAAAGACGUACCGCCAAGCGAUUUAGCGUUCCGGUACGAUGUCGUGUAGAAACCGAAAGGGGUGUGGAUUUUUCAUCCUCCUCCUAACAAGUUAGCCCGCUUCCAUCAUAGAUUGCAUCAUCACUUACCAUCAGGUGAGAUUGUAGUCAAGGGCUAACUUGUACAGAAUAAAAAAAGAAGAGAUUUUAUAUUAAACAUAAUAAAUAUCGUGAUUUGUCAUUUUGUGCUUAUUCAUAUACACUACACGAGCGCAUGCGCUGGCGCCGACUUGUAAUAAUUGUAAAUAAUAUUAUGAAUAACUAGUUAUUUUGUAACAAUAAUAUAUUAUGCAUAACUUGUUAUAGAUCGGAAAAUGCUAUUAUUGAAACGAAUAAUUGGAAUUUUUAGAGUUUGUGUUCAACACAAUUACAAACAUUAUGUACAAAAUGCAAUACAAUUAAUUUCUUAAAAUUAAUCAGUAUUUUUAAAUUAAAUAUUUUAUAAUUGUCAACAAUGAAGUGUUGCUGUGGAAGGAAGUGCAGUGUGUACAGUAAGGCUGCCGACACACGCAAUAUUAUUGACAAUAAUAUAUAAGGUUGCCCCUCAGGAAACAACAUUACCUACGACCGGCGCACGACUCGUCAACCGCACCUCACUAUACAUAUAGUCAAUACUAUCGACUGUGUGUAGACGCCCUAAAUUUGUACUGAAACUUAAUUGCAAUUUAUUAUUAUUUAAGGUAUUUAGUUUAAAAUGUAUUCCAAAUAUAGUAACCCUACGGUAGCUACAUAUGUUAUUUUAGGCGCGCUGUAAGUUCAGUCCAUGUUCUUCUUACCUCACGAUGGUUAAUUUUUGUAUUUGGAAGAUGACGGGUUUCUAAUCCUCGAUGAACCAUGUAUAAAACGUAAUUUGUUGAUAUGGGGCAUGGGCUGACGGACUUUCAUAAAAUAAAGCCGCCUCGUUUAUAAUAAUUAAUAUGGAAUUAUUAUAAACGAGGCGGUCUGAUGUAACCAACUAAUAUAUUUAUUGUGAUUUAUAAUUUAAGUUACGUACUGAUAAUAAAGUUAUGCAAUGUUAUAA